AUGAUCGGUAUUGGCAUGGAAGGCUCCGCCAACAAAAUUGGCGUGGGCAUCAUGCUGCAUCCCGAGGACGGCAGCACCCCGCAGGUCCUGGCCAAUAUCCGCCAUACCUAUGUCUCUCCGCCAGGCGAGGGCUUCCUGCCCAAGGAUACGGCGCGGCACCACCGGGCAUGGGUGGUGAAGCUGGUGAAGGAAGCACUUAAGGAGGCGCGGGUUUCGGUUGACCAGGUGGACUGUAUCUGCUUCACCAAGGGUCCCGGUAUGGGUGCCCCGCUGCAGAGCGUGGCGGUUGCGGCGCGGAUGCUGAGUCUGCUCUGGGGCAAGGAAUUGGUGGGGGUAAAUCACUGUGUGGGACACAUCGAAAUGGGCCGCCUGAUCACCGGCGCCACCAACCCCGUCGUAUUGUAUGUCUCUGGCGGGAAUACCCAGGUGAUCGCAUACAGCUCGCAACGGUACCGUAUCUUCGGCGAAACGCUCGACAUUGCGGUGGGAAACUGUCUGGACCGGUUCGCGCGAACCCUACACAUUCCCAACGACCCAGCACCGGGAUAUAACAUUGAGCAGCUGGCCAAGCAAGGAAAGCAGCUGGUGGAUCUGCCCUAUGUUGUAAAAGGCAUGGACUGUUCAUUCUCAGGGAUAUUGGCCGCCAUCGAUGGAUUGGCGGCAUCAUGGGGUCUGGGCGGCGAAGAGCGUGCACGAGAAGACGCACAGGCUCAGAAUGCGGCCGCGGCGGCGGCCGACCAAAACCAAGACCAAGACAGCAAACCCACCCGCGCAGAUCUCUGCUUUUCGCUCCAGGAGACCGUUUUCUCGAUGCUAGUUGAGAUCACUGAGCGCGCCAUGGCUCAUGUCGGAUCCAAGCAAGUUCUCAUUGUGGGCGGCGUCGGCUCCAACGAGCGAUUGCAGGAGAUGAUGGGGAUCAUGGCACGCGAUCGAGGCGGCAGUGUCUAUGCCACCGACGAGCGUUUCUGUAUCGACAAUGGGAUCAUGAUUGCACAGGCAGGAAUGUUAGCCUAUGGGACGGGCUUCCGUACCCCGCUGAAGGAGGCUACUUGUACGCAGCGAUUCCGGACGGAUGAAGUGUUUGUGCAAUGGCGGGAUUAA
Penicillium alfredii is the source of this 1101-nucleotide messenger RNA. It is a transcript of the gene kae1, whose product is annotated as O-sialoglycoprotein endopeptidase. The record is from RefSeq and is a predicted model, not a curated record. Gene Ontology annotation, cellular component: EKC/KEOPS complex; cytoplasm. The transcript is spliced from 2 exons. Lineage: Eukaryota; Fungi; Ascomycota; Eurotiomycetes; Eurotiales; Aspergillaceae. Gene Ontology annotation, biological process: tRNA threonylcarbamoyladenosine modification. Bases 1 to 1101 code for a protein of 366 amino acids.